Acanthamoeba castellanii str. Neff is the source of this 714-nucleotide messenger RNA. RefSeq names its product SCP2 sterol transfer family protein. Gene Ontology annotation, cellular component: cytosol. The record is from RefSeq and is a predicted model, not a curated record. NCBI's taxonomy places the organism in Eukaryota, Discosea, Longamoebia, Acanthamoebidae. Bases 1 to 714 code for a protein of 237 amino acids. The transcript has 7 exons.
AUGGCGAGUAGCGUGGACCAAGUGUUUGAAUUAAUCACCAAGAACGUAGCAGCCGAUCCGGGCCUUGUCAAAAGGGUGGGCGGUGUGUACCACUUUGACAUCGAUGGCAAGGUGUGGACCGUAGACCUGAAGAAUGGCAACGGCAGCGUCAAGUCGGGCAAGGACGGCAAGGCUGAUUGCACCAUUACCAUCAAGGGCGACGACUUCCUCAGCCUGGCUUCUGGCAAGCUCAAUGGCCAAACCGCGUUCAUGCAGGGCAAGCUUAAGCUUGGCGGCAACAUGGGCUUGGCCAUGAAACUUGGGCAACUCUUCGAAAACAAGAGUGGCGCUGCGCCUCAGCAGCAAGCCAGCAGCGGUGCCAUCGAGGUCGCGUUCAACGAGAUUCAGAAGAACAUCUCUGCCGAUCUGAGCCUUGUGAACAAGAUCAAUGGUGUCUAUCAGUUUGACAUCACCCUUGCGUCAGGCGACGUUCAAAAGUGGGCUGUUGACCUCAAGACUGGCACGUCUCCUGGCAGCGUGUCCAAGGGUGCGCCGCCCAAGGCUGAUUGUACCCUCGCCCUCAAGGAGGAAGACUUUGUGAACAUGCUCACUGGCAAAGCGGAUGGCCAGAGCCUCUUCAUGCAGGGCAAGCUCAAGAUGACUGGCAACAUGGGACUUGCCAUGAAGCUUGGUCAAGUGGUGGCCAACAAGCAGCCUAAGCAAGCCAAGCUCUAA